This is a messenger RNA of Aureobasidium melanogenum CBS 110374, 3120 nucleotides long. Its product is annotated as putative metalloprotease. Gene Ontology annotation, molecular function: metalloendopeptidase activity; metal ion binding. Gene Ontology annotation, biological process: peptide catabolic process. Bases 1 to 3120 code for a protein of 1039 amino acids. Gene Ontology annotation, cellular component: cytosol; mitochondrion. The record is from RefSeq and is a predicted model, not a curated record. The transcript is spliced from 3 exons. NCBI's taxonomy places the organism in Eukaryota, Fungi, Ascomycota, Dothideomycetes, Dothideales, Saccotheciaceae.
AUGUCACUUCCUCAGCGAUCCGCAUCCUCAAGAGCCAGUGUUUUGACCGACGGCAUGGAGAAGCCACUGCUGGACAACCGCACAUACCGAGUCGUGCGACUCGCGAACGACCUGGAGGCGCUACUGAUUCAUGAUCCCGACACGGACAAGGCGAGCGCGGCUAUGGAUGUCAACAUUGGCAGUUUCAGCGAUGCCGACGACAUGCCCGGUAUGGCUCACGCCGUCGAGCACCUGCUAUUCAUGGGAACUGAAAAGGCACGUCAAUUUCCCGUCGAGAACGAAUACAACCAGUACCUGCAACGAUACGGCGGUUACUCAAAUGCCUUUACCGCCUCAUGCGACACGAAUUACUACUUUGAGCUCUCGGCCUCGUCCACCGCCACCAGCCAGCAGUCGUCGCUGAGCAGCGCCGAAUCCCUCCCCAUUGAGAAGUCGCAAGCCCCGCUCUACGGCGCCCUCGAUCGCUUCGCCCAAUUCUUUAUCCACCCGCUAUUCCUUGAAGACACGCUGGAUCGCGAGUUGCGUGCCGUCGACUCGGAGAACAAGAAGAACCUGCAGGCAGACAACUGGCGUCUACACCAACUGAACAAGAGUCUGUCCAACAAGAAGCACCCCUUCAACAAGUUCUCGACCGGCAACUACAAGGUCUUGCACGAUGAUCCCAUUGCUCGUGGCGUCAAGAUUCGCGACGAGUUCAUCAACUUCUACCGCGCAAACUACUCUGCCAACCGCAUGAAGCUUGCUGUUCUUGGUCGUGAGCAGCUGGACGAGCUGGAAUCUUGGGUCACCGAACUCUUCUCAGAUGUCCCCAACCAGAACUUGCCCAAGUUGCGCUGGGAUGGUAUACCCGCCAUGACAGAGGCCGAGCUGGGCACCCAGAUCUUUGUCAAGCCCGUCAUGGACAUGCGCCUGCUCGAUAUGCACUUCGUUUAUGCCGACGAGGAGGAUCUUUGGGAGUCUCAGCCAGCCAAGUACCUCAGCCACCUUAUUGGUCACGAAGGCCCUGGCUCUAUUCUCGCUUACAUCAAGGCAAAGGGCUGGGCUAAUGGUCUCGGUGCUGGCCCCAUGAACAUCUGUCCUGGUACCUCGCAUUUCUCAAUCUCCAUUCGACUUACCGAGGACGGUCUCAAGAAUUACCAACAGGUUGUCAAGGCUGUCUUCCAAUAUCUCGCCAUGGUCAAGGAGCAUCCACCACAGGAAUGGAUCGUUGACGAGAUGGCCAAGCUUGCAGAGGUUGACUUCCGUUUCCGCCAAAAGAUUCCUGCCAGUCGUACUGUCAGCGCCUUGAGUGGCGUCAUGCAAAAGUCCUUCCCUCGUGACAAGUUGCUCAGCGCUCAGUCUCUGAUCUGGAAGUUCGACUCGAACGCUAUUCAGCGCGGUAUUGACUACCUCCGUCCCGACAACUUCCGUAUCACUCUUGUCUCUCAAGAAUACCCCGGAAAUUGGGACCAGAAGGAGCAGUGGUACGGUACUGAAUACAAGUACGAGAAGAUGCCCGCAGAGUUUAUGAAGGAGUUGGAGGCUGCCAGCAAAGCCACUUCAUCCCAGCGUCCAUCUGAGUUGCAUAUGCCUGCUAAGAACGAAUUUGUGCCGUCUCGUCUUGAUGUAGAAGUCAAGGAGGUCGAGAAGCCUGCUGUUGCACCAAAGCUUAUUCGUAACGAUGUCAAUGUUCGCACAUGGUGGAAGAAAGACGACCAGUUCUGGGCACCCAAGGCGAACGUCAAGAUUUUCUUCAGAUCACCCCUGGUCAGCAUGUCUGCUCUCACCGCAGUCACUACCCAACUGUACAAGGAUUUGAUUGAAGACUCUUUGACUGAAUACUCUUACGACGCAGAGCUCGCUGGCCUCGAGUAUGAUCUUCAGAACCACGCUCAAGGCUUUGACGUGACUGUCAGUGGUUACAACGACAAGAUGGCUGUUCUUCUCGAAAAGGUCUUGGUUGCUAUGCGCGAUCUCGAGAUCAAGAAGGACCGUUUCGACAUCAUCAAAGAUCGCACUCUUCGAGGCUGGCGCAACUUUGGAUAUCAACAACCUUUCCACCAGAUCAGCACCUACAGCAGAUGGCUAGUGGCCGAAAAGGGUUUCAUCGUUGACCAACUGCUGGAGGAGCUCGACCAAGUCACUGCUGACGAUGUUCGCAACUUCUUCCCUCAAAUUUUGAACCAGAUGCACAUCGAAGUCCUCGCUCACGGCAACCUUUACCGCGAAGAUGCACUCAAGAUGACUGAUCUGGUUGAGUCUAUCAUGAAGCCCAAGACUCUUCCUGCUGGUCAAUGGCCUCUCCGUCGCUCUAUUGUUCCUCCUCAAGGCAGCAACUUCGUCUAUGAGCGCACACUCAAGGAUCCGCAGAACGUCAACCACUGUAUCGACUACCAACUCUUCACCGGUCUCCUGACUGAUCGUUCGAACCGUGCCAAGCUUCUUCUUUUCGCACAAAUGUCAGACGAAGGCUGCUUUGACACUCUUCGAUCGAAAGAGCAGCUCGGCUAUGUUGUGCAGUCCAUGCCGCUCAUGCUUACUGCCAUCUCCGGUUGGCGUGUAUUGAUCCAGUCUGAGAGGUCGCCCGAAUACCUCGAGAAGCGCAUUGAUGUCUUCUUGAACACAUUUGGUGACAACCUCAAGAACAAGAUGAAUGAUGAAGAGUUCGAGUCACACAAAACAGCUCUGAUCAACAAACGUUUGGAAAAGAUGAAGAAUCUCAACCAAGAGAGCGGUCGUUUCUGGCACCACGUUACCAGCGAGGCCUUUGACUUUGAGCUUGUUUACCGUGACGUCGAGCACAUUGAACCCAUUACCAAGCAAGAUAUGAUCGACUUCUUCAACACACACAUUGACCCUGCUUCCAAGACACGCGCAAAGAUCUCUACUCAUCUGCUCGCUCAAGCGACGUCAGCUGAUGCCGACAGUAGCAAGUUGUCGGAGAAGACCGGAGAAGGUGUCAAGGACGAGACUGCCAGUGCUACAAGCUCCGAGCGCAGAGUCGACGAACAGAUGCAACAAGUCGGCACUCCCAUCAGGAUUGAAGACGUCAGAAGCUUCAAGGCUCGCAUGCCUCUUUCGGAGGCCAUGAGACCUGUCAAGGACUUGGUCGAAUUUGAGGAUUCAGGCGCCAAACUCUAA